AUGAAAAACCAUUUGCAAAGCAAACAUCCCGACAAAUUAUCCAAAAUUUACGGUGUUAAAUCUUCAACUUCAUGCGGCGGAAGCAGAACUGUUCGUUCUCUGAGGUCAUUUGCAAAUACGAGCGCUGCCGCUCAGCCGGCUUCACAUAAACAAUUAACUUUGGCAGAGACAGUAGAAAGGAAAGAGUAUUGGGAUAUCAAUGACGCAAAAUCUAAGCAAUAUCAUUAUUUAAUUGGUGAAAUGAUUGCGUUAGAUAAUGAGCCACUAUCGAUGGUGGACAGAGUUGGUUUCAAUAGGCUUAUGCAUAAGGCAGUUCCUCGGUACAAGAUCUCCAGUAACGACACCCUAUUUACACUUGUAUUCCAGCAGAUAUCAGUUGCCCAAGGUUCAAAGCUUGCAUCAGAAUUAACAUUUGGAAGAACAAAGGCACAUGCUAUUGUUACAAAUGUUACUGGUAAAGUAGCAGAAAACCAAUUAAUUGAAAUAUUACAAAAAAAUAAGUUUUCACUAAUAGUUGAUGAGAGCACAGACAGAUCAUCAAUUAAACAUUUGGCACUUAUUGUAAGAACUGCAGUUGAUUUUCAUGUUGAAGAUAGUUCUCUAUGUCUAAUACCAGUUGUUGAUGGUACGGCUACAGCAUUACAUAAUGCUUGUACAAAACAUUUUGAAGAGAAGAAUAUUCCAUACAAGGAAAAUAUGGUUGGAUUUGCAGCUGACGGAACCAAUUCCAUGUUUGGACAACAUCAUUCCUUGUCAAAAUUGUUUGCAAAAGAUAUUCCGAAUCUGUUUCUAAUAAAAUGUAUAUGUCACUCUUUUCAUCUUUGUGCCUCAUAUGCUUGCAAAAAAUUACCACGAGGUGUAGAGGACUUUGCUCGUGAUGUUUACAACUAUAUACAGAAUAGUCCAAAACGUAUUGGAGACUACAAAGAGUUUCAAUGUUUUGUAAAUAUUAAACCACAUAAACUAUUACACCCUGCCCAAACAAGAUAUUUAGCUUCAGGAUGUUCAUUCAAAGAAAUACAUUACUCAUACAGAGUAGGCGUUUCGACAAUAAGUAAACUAAUAAAAGAAAUGACCCACGUCAUUUGGGAAAACCUAAAGACAGAUUUCCUUAAGCUGCCUGAUACUGAGAGAGAAUGGGAGGACAUCGCUUCAGGAUUCGAAAGAAAAGCCAACUUUCCUCACUGUCUUGGAGCAGUAGAUGGCAAACAUAUCAGGGAUCCGAUAUGCAACAAAGUACCACGUAAAGGAGUACAGUGUGCUGCAGAAAUAUAUUUGCUAUUUGAGGCGGAUACAGAGGCAGUGUUACUUUAUAGCACAGAUUGCGAGCAUAAUCACGAUUCUGUUAAGAAGAACUAUCACUAUGGUAUUUGCGACGAAACAAAAUCUGAAAUUAAUAAACUGUAUGACCUCCACCUAAAGCCGAAAUCAAUCUUGGAGAAUUUGAAGAAAAACUCUGAACUUAAAAUACCUACAAAACGGCAGCUUUAUAACUAUUUAGCAGAUCGCCGGCGUAUCAAAUAUGGACCAUCCACAAUUUCUCAAGGAGAGCUGGAAAAAUGGAUUGUUAAUCAUACAAAUGUUCCAGACAACGAGAACGAAGUCUUUGUGAUAGCCUAUUAUAUUUUAGAAAGUGAUCCACCUAGUUUUCGCAUCGUAUUAUCAACUAAGAAUUUCUUGAAACAAUGUAUUUCUGCUGACAUUCUGCAUGCAGAUGCCACAUAUAAAUCGAUUUGGCAGGGGUAUCCUGUAUUGAUUGUAGGAACAACCGAUAACAACAGGAAAUUUCACCCCAUUUGCUUGACAGUAUCUACAAAUGAAUGUGCAGCACCAAUAUCACCAGCGGCGAACAACGCACUCGAGUCUUUUAAUAGAGUUAUAAAAGACCACAACACUCUCUGCGAGCGUAUACCGUUGGCCCGUUUCCUUGUGGUGGCAGAGGAAAUGGUUAAUAACUGGUCAGUACAAGCAACAGAAGAAAAAUUUGCGACACAACCUCAAUUGCAGUUAUCAGAUUGGACAACAGGAUAUCAAUGGGCGAAAACUGAUACCAAAAUUAGAGUUGUACAUUCAACACCAGCCAGCACCACAUAUUUAAUUCCAUUCAACAACUCAUUCAAAAUUGAUCAAGCUGAGAAGACUUUCAGGUGUUUUGACGAAUACAAAAAAGUGUUUUUUUCAUCUUGGAACGUAAUACUACCGAACAAUCAGACCGAGUGGAUUACUGGUUACUGUGAUUGUCCAGACUUUUAUCGCAAGUACAGCUGCAAGCAUUUGAUAGGCCUUGCAAUCAGACUGAAAUACGUGACGCCUCCAUUAAAGGCAAAGUCACAACCACUAGGAUUAAAAAGAAAGCGUAGAAAGCCAACAAAAGCGCGAGCUGCGUUUAUAAUCCAAUAA
Molecule: messenger RNA, 2400 nt
Organism: Leptosia nina
Lineage: Eukaryota; Metazoa; Arthropoda; Insecta; Lepidoptera; Pieridae
Source: the annotation of a GenBank genome assembly